Staurois parvus is the source of this 855-nucleotide messenger RNA. NCBI's taxonomy places the organism in Eukaryota, Metazoa, Chordata, Amphibia, Anura, Ranidae. The record is from the annotation of a GenBank genome assembly.
GCAUUGGGCCCCCAGGCGGGGGGCAACAGGCAUCGGGCCCCCAGGCGGGGCGACAGGCAUCGGGCCCCCAGGCGGGGCGACAGGCAUCGGGCCCCCAGGCAGAGCGGCAGGUGCCGGACCCCCAGGCGGAGCGACAGGUCUCGGGCCCUCAGGCGGAGCGGCGGGCGCCGGACCCCCAGGUGGAGCGACAGGUCUCGGGCCCUCAGGCGGAGCGGCGGGCGCUGGACCCCCAGGCGGAGCGACAGGUCUCGGCCCUCAGGCGGAGCGGCGGGCGCCGGACCCCCAGGCAGAGCGACAGGCCUCGGGCCCUCAGGCGGAGCGGCGGGUGCCGGACCCCCAGGUGGAGCGACAGGUCUCGGGCCCUCAGGCAGAGCGACAGGUCUCGGGCCCCCAGGCGGGGGCGGGGCGGGCGCCGGACCCCCAGGCGGAGCGGCGGGCGCCGGACCCCCAGGCGGAGCGACAGGUCUCGGGCCCCCAGGCGAAGCGGCGGGCACCGAGUCACCAGGCACGACAGUGGGCUCCGAGUCAACUGGCAUGACCGCUGGCACUGGGUCAGACAUUGGAUCGUCUGGCUGGACAGCGGGCAUCGGGUCACCAGGCAUCAGGUCAUUUGGCUCGACAGCGGGCACCGCGUCAUCUGGCAAGGCAGUGGGCUCCGAGUCAACUGGUAUGACCGCGGGCACUGGGUCAGACAUUGGAUCGUCUGACUGGACAGCGGGCAUCGGGUCACCAGGCAUCAAGUCAUUUGGCUCGACGGCGAGCACCGCGUCAUCUGGCAAGGCAGUGGGCUCCGAGUCAACUGGCAUGACCGCGGGCACUGGGGCAGACAUUGAAUCGUCUGGCUGGACAGCGGGC